Molecule: messenger RNA, 3507 nt
Organism: Spinacia oleracea (spinach)
Lineage: Eukaryota; Viridiplantae; Streptophyta; Magnoliopsida; Caryophyllales; Amaranthaceae
Exons: 6
Coding region: 1-3507 (1168 amino acids)
Source: RefSeq, a predicted model, not a curated record
AUGAGGUUUCGAGGUGUGUGGUAUCCAGGUGCUCGGGCAGCAGGGCGAGUUGCGGCAGCUUCCAUGAGGUUCUUUCUGCCUUUUCUUGUUCUGAUUGUAGUCUUUCUGCCUGUUCUUGUUGUGAUUGUAGUUUUUCUGCCCAUUCUUGUUCUGGCUGUAGUUUGUUUUUCUGCCUGUACUAGUUCUGAUUGUAAUGUUUCUGCCUGUAAUAGAGACAAAAUGAGUAGUUGGACCAACUUCUUACAAUCUAGUAAUGAGUAUGAGAAAGGUGUGGAGGAUUAUUUAGAUAAAGCGUUUUCUACUCAAGCAAUUGGUGAUCAGAUUACUUGCCCGUGUAAGGUGUGUUAUCACCGCUUUUGGCAUCAUAGAGAGACAAUAUUCAAUCAUUUGAUUGCAAACGGGAUCGAGCCUGGCACUGAAGGGUGGCAUUGUUAUGAAAAGGGUAUGUCAUCGACAUCAAAUACAAAGAGGAAUGUUGAAGAUAAUACACCAGACAUGCACGAUGAUAUUGAACGUUUGAUAUAUGAUGUUCAUAGAGACGUGGCAGAAAGGUAUGAAGGGGUUGGAGAUGAGCCCAAUGAUGAGGCUAAGAAGUUCUAUAAGUUGUGUACUCAUGGGUUAACUAAUGUAGCAACUUCAGAUAUUUUGGAUUUUAUCCGAGAAGCCUUACUAGAUGCAUCCAACGUGCCUAACUCUUUUAAUGAGGCAAAAAAAUUGAUAAAAGAUCUCGGUCUUCAUUAUGACAAGAUUGAUGCAUGUCGUAAUGAUUGUAUGUUGUAUUGGAAGGAGCAUGAAGCUGCGAUGUCUUGCCAUGUUUGUCAUGCUUCAAGGUGGAAAGAAACAAAGACUGAAAACCAAGAUGAUAUUAGCAAUCAGCCAUCUAAGAAAGUGCAUAAUGUCCCUACAAAAGUUCUUUGGAAUUUUCCUCUUAAACCAAGGCUUCAAAGAUUGUACAUGUGUUCAGAAACAGCAGAGCUAUUGAAGUGUCAUGAUGAAGAAAGAGAUAAAGAUGAGUUAUUGAGGCAUCCGGCUGAUGGUGAGGCGUGGAAAGAGUUUGAUCUAAAGUACCCAAAUUUUGCUAAAGAAGCACGUAAUGUUCGUUUGGGGCUUGCAAGUGACGGAUUUAAUCCAUUUCGAACUAUGAGCACACAACAUAGUACAUGGCCUGUUGUUCUAAUUAAUUACAACUUACCACCAUGGUUGUGUAUGAAGCCAGAAUUCUUGAUGUUGUCUCUCCUUAUUCCCGGGCCCACCUCUCCUGGGAAUGACAUUGAUGUCUACCUUCAACCAUUGGUUCAAGAACUUAAAGAUCUGUGGGAGUAUGGGUUGGACACCUAUGACGCGGAGAAGAGACAAACAUUCAAGAUGCAUGCAGCUUUACAGUCAACGACCAGUGACUUUCCAGGUUAUGCUAUGUUAUCUAGUUCGAGCACCAAAGGGAAGUUUAUAUGCCCCUAUUGUCACUACGAGACUGAUCAUCAUCACUUGAGUAAUAGUAACAAAUCUUGCUACUGCGCUCAUCGUCGAUGGUUAGAUGAAAAUCAUCCUUGGCGGCAUGAUAUGGAGUCUUUUAACGGAGAAAAGGAAGAGAGGACAUCUCCAGAUCCUUUAACAGGGACUCAAAUUUCAAGCUUGUUGGAAAAUUGGGAAAACAAGUUUGGAAAGUUACAACCAAAGAAGAAAUAUCCAGAUUGUCCAUGGAGAAAGUCCUCUAUCUUCCACACAUUGCCAUAUUGGAAAGAUUGCGGGUGUCGCCAUCAUUUGGAUGUCAUGCACAUAGAAAAAAACAUAUGUGAUAGUAUGCUGGGAACUUUGUUAGACAUACCUGGAAAGUCAAAAGAUCAUCAUAAGGCUCGAUUAGAUCUGCAAGAAAUGGGUAUAAGGGAAGAACUACAUCCUGUAGAUAUAGAUGACGAGCGUUAUGUUUUGCUGCCCAAAGCAUCAUUCUCAAUGACGGAGGAAGAAAAAAGAAUUUUUUGUAGUGUUCUGAAGAAGGCAAAGUUGCCACAAGGUUGUGCAUCAAAUAUUGCAAGGUGUGUGCAAGUGAAGGAGGGAAAAAUAUUAGGGUACAAGAGUCAUGAUGCUCAUAUAAUAAUGCAACAUUUGCUUCCAGCAGCGAUUAGGAAAACUUUACCAAAGCAUGUUGCGUUACCUCUUAUUAGAUUGAGUGGCUUUUUUAGGGAAAUAUGCAAGAGAGUCAUCAAUCCAAAAGAUUUGGAUCGCCUUCAAGCUGAAAUUGUUGAGACUCUUUGUGAACUUGAAAGAAUAUUUCCACCAUCUUUUUUUGACAUCAUGGUCCACUUGCCGAUUCAUUUUGUUGAUGAAAUAAAGCGUGGUGGACCAGUGUGUGAUUGGUGGAUGUACCCUAUAGAAAGGUACCUUGGAAAGCUGAAAUCGUAUGUUAAAAACCGAUGUCGCCCUGAGGCUUCCAUAGCAGAAGGUUAUUUGGCUGAAGAAUGCUUGAUAUUCUGUUCUAGGUAUUUGAAUGCUGGUGCAAAGAAGCGAUCUAAGUGGUUUAACAAAAGUCAGGAGAAAACUGAUGAAAUUGACGAAGAGUCACCUUUAUUCCCUAAGGCAGGUUAUCCUCUUGGGAGGAAGAAGAAAGGGAAGAAGAAAAGGAAUUCAUACACUCUUGAUUCAAACACAAUGGCUCUAGCACAUCGUUAUGUGUUGUUUAAUUGUCAAGAUGCCCAAGUUGAGAAUUACAUCAAGGAACAUGAAGAGUUUGUAAAAAAGAAGUCUAGAGACAGGCGAAAAAGAAGGUGGAAAGAGGCACAAGAGCAUAGCAAUGAAUUCAUGGUUUGGUUUAGGGAAAAGGUUGAGCUGGAUAAUGUCCCUGAUCAUAUCAAGUGGCUAUCAAUAGGUCCUUCUCGUAUUGCAAGGAGGUACACUGGAUAUUUUUGUAAUGGAUAUAAGUUCUACACAAGAGAUCAUGAUGAAAAGUGUAAAACUCAGAAUAGUGGAGUCUCUUUGACAGCUUUGACUCCAAGCUUCGCGAGUAGCAAGGUUCACAAUUCCGUUCUUGGUAAUGUCACAUAUUAUGGGAUUGUAAAAUCGAUAAUUGAGAUAGACUAUUGGAGUGCAUUUAGUGUUGUGUUGUUCGAGUGUGAUUGGUUCCAUGUGGAAGUAGAUGAUUAUGGACUAACUCGUGUGAACUUCAAGAAAUUUUGUUCUAAAUAUGAUCCUUUUGUCUUGGCAUCACAAGUGCAUCAAGUGUUCUAUACUCAAGACGGCCUUGAAGAAGAUUGGUAUUAUGUGAACCGAAAUUUGCCAAGAGACUUUUUUUAUGCCGAGGGGCAAUCUGAAAACACGUAUAUGAAUGAAGUUCUUGAACCCGCGGAGGAUGUAAUCCCGGCUAAAAAUCAUGACGAACACCGAAAUUGGAACAUAGAAGGUGCUUAUGACAGAGUUGAUGUGCCUGCAAACACUGAAAUGAGGGAUGGUAGUUACGAAGAUAGUUCUGAUAUAGAUGAUACAGAUUGGGAUUGGAUGGAACCAUCAAAGUGA